AUGGUUGGAGGCCAGGGCAAUAUUGCAGGCGCUUGGAGGGCGGAUACUUGGCAGCGUGGCCAAGGCAAGGCUUGGACUUUCCAAAAUCGGACCCACUCAUGGCACCCAGCUGUACAGGGGGAAGUCGGAACGUUGGAGGGCGGAGGGUAUCUUCAAACACCAGGGUGUGAGAUGGUUGCCUACUACGUACUCAGUAUGUUACAUAAAAGAUGCCGCAGGGCCAUUGAGGGCUUUGGGUUCGAGUAUGGAAGACUGCUGCAGCAUGCUGCGUACGGAGCUUUUCCAUACCAUACCUGUGCGUAUGUUGGUGCGCGCCAAGCUCAUUACCUCGAGAUAGCCACGGUGGUGGGGAGGGGGUGGUCUUCGGAAGCGGCGGCCGGCACGGGCGUACUAUCAUCGGCAGUAUGGUCCGGUAGUCGUGAUCUUUGUUGUUGGGGGGGUGCCAGACUGCAGUGGUAUGUGUCCUUUGACAAAUUGUCUCAAGGAGGGAACAAGGACGCAAAGGCGCGCAGCUGCGCGUUUCUGCCUUUGUAUUUUGUGAGCGCUCUUAUUUCAAGACCGCCACAGCGAUUUGGAGUCCGACAACAGCACAAAGGGCACUCUGAGGUGACAGACUGGAGAUGGGCUUGA
Molecule: messenger RNA, 630 nt
Organism: Pisolithus orientalis
Lineage: Eukaryota; Fungi; Basidiomycota; Agaricomycetes; Boletales; Pisolithaceae
Exons: 7
Coding region: 1-630 (209 amino acids)
Source: RefSeq, a predicted model, not a curated record